UUAAAAUAGUUCUGCGUCACUUUCAUUUUGCACUUCAAAGCAGACAGUUUUUUAGUGAUCAAAGAUGGAUUCUUUCGUAGAAGAAUUUUCAAACUACAAAUUGCCGAUACUACCGAAUAAAUUAAAUCAUCUACCAGAUCGUAUUUCCCAAACGUUUUCCGAUAAAACGUUGUUUAUAACUGGCGGAACCGGUUUUCUCGGAAAAGUUUUACUUGAAAAAUUGCUAAGAAAGACAUCGGAUAUUAAGAAAAUUUACUUGUUGUUACGCCCAAAAAAAGGAGUACAACCUAAAGAACGAGUAGAAGUUUUAUUCAAUUCACCGUUAUUCGAUCAUUUAAAAGCCUUAAAAGGCACUACCUUUUUGGAAAAAAUUGUUCCUAUUGCCGGAGAUGCUGGAGAAAUAAAUUUAGACAUCAGUGAAAAAGAUCGCAUAACACUUACUGAAGAAGUGAAUAUUGUCUUUCAUGUAGCCGCUACUGUACGUUUUGAUGAACCUCUCAAAAAAACAUUACUUCUAAACACCAGGGGCACCAAAUUUACUUUAGAACUUGCUAAAGAUAUGAAAAAUUUAGAGAUGUUUAUGUAUGUUUCAACGGCCUAUAGUCAUCCACAGGAAAAGGUAUUGCAUGAAAAAGCAUAUGUACCUCCAAUAGAUCCUCAUAAAGCUAUUGAACUCGUUGAAACAUUAGAUGAAACAAUUGUGAAUAAAUUAUCUAAACACAUGUUGGGCAAUUUCCCAAAUGGCUACGCUUACACAAAAUGUCUUGCCGAGCAUUUGGUUGUUGAACAAAUAAAAUCUGGUUUACCAUGUAUAAUUGUUCGUCCGUCAAUUGUCAUUCCUAUUUGGAAAGAACCUUUGCCAGGUUGGACAGAUAAUAUUAAUGGACCCGUGGGUUUGCUUAUAGGAGCUGGAAAAGGUGUUAUCCGAACCAUGUAUUGCAAUAAUAAUGGCGUUGCUGAUUUCUUACCCGUUGAUAUAGCGGUUAAUGGAAUACUUUUAUUUGCUUGGAAUUAUAUAAAAAAUAACGAAAAAAGUCUUACAAUUGGCCAUUUAAUGUCUACACAAGAAGUAAAAGUAACAUGGAAAGAAAUUAUAGAUCUUGGUAAAGAUAUAGUUACUACUGAAAUACCAUUAAACGGUUGUGUAUGGUAUCCCGGGGGAAGUUUAAAAAGUAGUAGAAUCCUUCAUAAUAUUUGCAUAUUUUUUUUGCAAAUUAUACCGGCCUAUAUUUUGGAUGCGUUCAUAUUUUUAUCGGGAAACAAACCUUGUUUAGUACGCAUCCAAGAAAGAAUUUGCAAAGGAUUUGAUGUUUUCGAAUUCUACACGAAUAACCAGUGGGAAUUUAUUAUGGAUAGAUCUUAUCAAGUAAGAAAUAAAAUGAAUGAUAGAGAAAAAUUUGAAUAUAAGGUUGAUUCCACCGGGUUAGACUUAAGGGCAUAUUUUAAGAAUUGUAUCAUGGGUGCCCGUAUAUACAUAUUGAAAGAAAUGCCAGAUACUUUAGCUAAUGCACGGAGGCACAUUAAAACAAUGAGAUUCAUUGACAUUGUGGUCAAAAUUUUAUUCGUAUUUUUACUUUUCUGGAAAAUGCUUGAUUGGUCAGAUACAAUCCUUGCUGUAGGAUUAUUUUUGUUUAACUUAGUCAAAUUAGUUUUUAAUUCAACAACAUCGCUGUUCAACUAAAAUUCCCGACAAUCUCUCAUAGAAAUUAAAAUACAAGAAUAAAUAAAUAGUAGUUUUAAGUAAAUGUUAGAUUUGAAAAAUCAUCCAACAAGAAAAAGCUUCAUUCAUUACAAGAUUCUCUUACUCUUGUUUUUACGUGAUUAUUAUACUUAUGGUUGAUUAUUAUUGGUUAUUUUAUUGGAGUUAUCUUUUCAAUAAUAUUUUAAUAACUCAAUUGUCGAAUUG
Messenger RNA from Daktulosphaira vitifoliae (grape phylloxera), 1906 nucleotides. RefSeq names its product putative fatty acyl-CoA reductase CG5065. Gene Ontology annotation, biological process: long-chain fatty-acyl-CoA metabolic process. Gene Ontology annotation, molecular function: alcohol-forming very long-chain fatty acyl-CoA reductase (NADP+) activity. Bases 65 to 1681 code for a protein of 538 amino acids. The transcript has 9 exons. NCBI's taxonomy places the organism in Eukaryota, Metazoa, Arthropoda, Insecta, Hemiptera, Phylloxeridae. Gene Ontology annotation, cellular component: peroxisome. The record is from RefSeq and is a predicted model, not a curated record.